CUGCGUCAUCUCCUCAGUGAGCUUGACAGCGGGUGCGGAGCCGCCGCCAGCCCCACGUGCUAAUCGGGCCUCUCUGUGUCUCGUAGGUGCCCACUACCCUGGCCGCCGCGAUGGCUCCCGUAGGAACAGAACUGAAACUUGGUAAAAAAAUUAAUGAAGGUAAAACAAAAGAAGUCUAUGAGUUGCCAGAUCUUGCAGGAUGUGUGCUGAUGCAAUCAAAAGACCAAAUAACAGCAGGAAAUGCAGCUAGAAAGGAUCACAUGGAAGGAAAGGCAGCAAUUUCCAAUACAACAACUAGCUGUGUGUUUCAACUGCUGCAUGAAUCUGGAAUCAAAACCGCUUUUGUCAGAAAACAUGGCGACACAGCGUUCAUAGCAGCUCAGUGUGAAAUGAUUCCAAUUGAAUGGGUGUGCAGAAGAAUUGCUACUGGUUCUUUCCUGAAAAGAAACCUUGGUGUCAAGGAAGGAUAUAAGUUUUACCCACCCAAAAUUGAAAUGUUUUACAAGGAUGAUGCUGCUAAUGAUCCACAAUGGUCUGAGGAGCAACUAAUUGAAGCCAAGUUCUGCUUUGCUGGACUUACUAUUGGACAAACUGAGGUGGAUAUUAUGGCCCACUCUACACAGGCUAUUUUUGAGAUACUGGAAAAAUCUUGGUUACCCCAGAACUGCACUCUUGUAGACAUGAAGAUUGAGUUUGGUGUUAAUAUAACUACAAAAGAGAUUGUCCUUGCUGAUGUUAUUGAUAAUGAUUCUUGGAGACUGUGGCCAUCAGGAGACCGAAGCCAGCAGAAGGACAAACAGUCUUACCGUGAUCUAAAAGAAGUGACUCCUGAAGCGCUGCAGAUGGUUAAAAGAAACUUUGAAUGGGUUGCAGAAAGAGUGGAGUUGCUGCUGAAAACAAAGAGCCAUGGUAGAGUUGUGGUGUUGAUGGGAUCGUCUUCUGAUCUUGGUCACUGUGAAAAAAUUAAAAAGGCAUGUGCAAACUUUGGAAUUCCUUGUGAGCUACGAGUGACAUCUGCUCACAAAGGACCAGAUGAAACUCUGAGGAUCAAGGCAGAGUAUGAAGGUGAUGGAAUCCCUACUGUGUUUGUGGCGGUAGCUGGCAGAAGCAAUGGCUUGGGACCAGUGCUGUCUGGUAACACGUCAUAUCCAGUUGUCAACUGUCCUCCUCUCUCAGCCGAUUGGGGUCCUCAGGAUGUCUGGUCUUCUCUUAGACUGCCCAGUGGUCUUGGCUGUCCUACUAUACUCUCACCCGAAGGAGCUGCCCAGUUUGCUGCUCAGAUUUUUGGAUUAAGUAACCACUUGGUGUGGGCCAAGCUGCGCUCAAGCAUGUUGAAUACGUGGAUCUCCUUGAAGCAAGCUGACAAAAAACUUAGAGAAUGCACCUUAUAAAUAAAGUGUUAAAAGGAAAGUAAUGCAUACCUUAUAUUGGCUACGUAAAAAAUAGUGCCAUGUGCAAACUGUCUUCAUGCUAGGAUCUUCAUGUGGAUCAGUUGGAAAUCUUAAACCCUUUGUUGUAUAAGAUGAUACAUCUUGUAUGGUAGAUGAUAGUCUCUACACUUGGUCUCGUUUUCUGUUUUUUAAUAAAUGAAAGCAUACGGGAUA
Emys orbicularis (European pond turtle) is the source of this 1604-nucleotide messenger RNA. RefSeq names its product phosphoribosylaminoimidazole carboxylase and phosphoribosylaminoimidazolesuccinocarboxamide synthase (gene PAICS). Gene Ontology annotation, biological process: 'de novo' IMP biosynthetic process. NCBI's taxonomy places the organism in Eukaryota, Metazoa, Chordata, Testudines, Emydidae. The record is from RefSeq and is a predicted model, not a curated record. Gene Ontology annotation, molecular function: phosphoribosylaminoimidazolesuccinocarboxamide synthase activity. Gene Ontology annotation, cellular component: cytosol. The coding region runs from base 111 to 1391 and encodes 426 amino acids. The transcript has 9 exons.